Molecule: messenger RNA, 405 nt
Organism: Paramuricea clavata
Lineage: Eukaryota; Metazoa; Cnidaria; Anthozoa; Malacalcyonacea; Plexauridae
Source: the annotation of a GenBank genome assembly
AUGGCACUCUGUUGGUUGCAAUCAUAUCUAUCAGACAGAAUCCAAUAUUGUCAAAUAAAUGGUCACCUGUCAGAUCCCCUAACCGUGAAGACCGGAAUACCACAAGGCUCGGGAUUAGGCCCAUUAUUGUUUUUGAUCUAUAUUAAUGAUUUUCCAAAAUGUUUAAGACACACUAGACCAGAUAUGUUUGCCGAUGACACCCAAAUUGCAACAUCUAAUAGCGAUAUCAAUGUGAUCUUAGAGAAUCUUAACACAGAUUUAAUAAAUGUUUCGACUUGGAUGUCAGCUAAUAAAUUAACUUUGAACAAUAAAAAUACAGAGUUCAUGGUUAUAGGUAGCAAUAAGCGACUUGGCCAAAUAGUCCAAGAACCCUCAAUUUGUGUGAGAGGCACAGAGAUUAAAAAG